Molecule: messenger RNA, 2009 nt
Organism: Cloeon dipterum
Lineage: Eukaryota; Metazoa; Arthropoda; Insecta; Ephemeroptera; Baetidae
Gene: Idua
Product: alpha-L-iduronidase
Exons: 7
Coding region: 16-1791 (591 amino acids)
Biological process (GO): carbohydrate metabolic process
Molecular function (GO): L-iduronidase activity; protein binding
Source: RefSeq, a predicted model, not a curated record
UCAUCAUAAGAUAAAAUGACUUUGUUGUGUUUGGUGCUGAGUCUUGCAACUACUGGCAUCGCUAUUAAAGUUGAUUUUCCAUAUUCCAAUGAAAUACCAAAAUAUCUCUCUCACAUUUGGACAUCAACGGGCUUCAGCCCCGAGGCUCGGAAUUCGACAAACUGGACAUGGCCUCUUGAUCUUACUCGCGAUGAGCGUUUGGGUUUUGCACUGAUCGGCUCACUGCGUGGGGGUGCAUUGACACAUGUCCGUAUUCAUUGGCUUUUCGAUUUCAUCACUUACAACCAUGACUCGGCGGAGAAAACUUUUAACUUUUCCGCGCUAGACUCAACCAUGUCCUUGCUGCACCAGCACAAUUUGAGUCCCUCGUUCGAACUCAUGGGAAAUCCUUCCGGCAAGCUUCUACUUGACGAUCAAACGGACCAGCAGCCGCUGCGAAGCCUUGUUCUUCAGACAAUAUCGCGAUACCAGUCCAAAUUCGGGUCUGACAGAGUCCAACUUUGGCGGUGGGAAACGUGGAACGAGCCUGACCUUCGCAUGUACUGGAACGCUUCGCUGCCAGCUUAUAUCUCUUACCUUAGGACUGUGGUCGAUGCCCUGACACAAGUGGGCCUCAAGGUUGGCGGUCCUGCGGGUCUCUUUCGGCCAAAACACCGCAUCUGCUGGCAAGCUUUGGAUGAAUUCGCGCGCCUCUCGCAGCCGGAGAAAAAGAUCUCGUUCCUUUCAUUCCACCGCAAAGGAAAAAAUAGUGCUGAUGAGGUGAUAGCAGGAACUCAAGGUCUGAUCAAAACUAUUAAAUUUCGCUAUCCAAAUCUCGACAGCAUACCGAUGUCAAACGAUGAAGCCGACCCUCUAAGCGGUUGGUGGAGGCUGUGCGAUUGGCACGCGGACGUGCGCUACGCAGCAAUGGUGGUGCGCACCGCCAUCAGACUGUUGGACAACGUCACCUUCCUAAGCAACGACAACGCUUUCCUUCCGCACGCGCCGCACUACUUCACGCAACGCACCCUUCUGGCAAGGUUCCAACAGUCUGAAAGUUCAACCCACUUCUUUUUGAAGCCAGUUGCCAUCAGUUUGGUCCUUCUUUCCCUGCUGGGAGAAAAGCUCGUUCCUUUCACUAUAAAAGGAAGUGAUGACAGACUAACCAUACUGUCAAGCUCAUCAUUCAGCGACGAUGGCGCCUUCGAAGGUGCCACAGUCAUCUCCUUUGCCAAUGAAACGCAAGACUGUCCUUAUGAGGCGAUCACUGUGGACCUGGCGCUGCACUGCGAGGGCAGUCGUUGCGCCGAUGACGCGCGCUAUGCCCUCUUUCUGUUGGACAACAUUCGAACCAACCCGGAACGCGUUUGGCGAGAUGGAGGCAGCCCCGCCGUUCCUGAUGCUGUCCUACGACGCCGCAUGCGAGACGCGCAGGGUCCCUUCCGCGUGGUCACAUCAGCACCAAUUACGAUGGGUCUCACGCUGACGCUUCGUGUGCCAAGCGUCGCUCUUGUCCAGGUGUGCAGCAAAAGGGAAGCCGUGCCUGGUGCGCCAACCAACCUGACUGCACUGCACCCGGCACCUGGAGAGACCCUGCUGGUUUGGAGUGAUCUGGAAGUUGGCACCAGAUGCUUGCUUGGUUAUGAGAUAUAUAGUCGGAACAGUUCAGAUGCCACCUGGACAAAGCUGACUCAAGGGUCCAUUUUGACACAAUGGCAUCAUGACGCAAUCAAAUACGAAUAUCAAGUGCAUGCUGUUGAUUUAUGGAAACGACAUGGGUACAAAUCUUCUAUUGUAACCCAAAGGGGUUAAAAGGUUUUAAACACCUUUGUGAGAAGGAUGAAAUAAAAUUAUGUUUAAUUGUCUUUACAAUCGUUAAAUUUUAACUCAACUUUUACAUCAUGACGCCUUUUGGUUAGGUUAACAGGGCUCCAUCAAAAGCAUAGGUAAAACUUUAGUACUUUCAAGUAUUAAAGAUAUUUAAGGUAUCCAUUUGCCUAUGAUCAAUUUAUAAUUUGAGACGAACCAAA